Molecule: messenger RNA, 1163 nt
Organism: Puma concolor (puma)
Lineage: Eukaryota; Metazoa; Chordata; Mammalia; Carnivora; Felidae
Source: RefSeq, a predicted model, not a curated record
CUGCGGUCAGAGUGGACCUAGUCUCAGGUCCUGCCGCUGGGCACUCUGCGAGUAAUGGAAGGCGAAGGUAAAUUUUUUUGUUUUUUGUUUUUUCUUCUCCGAUUUCAGGGCGGUUUGUUCUCUGUUUGUGACUAUGAGAUUAGACAGAAGACGGACCACAGGAAAAUCAUCAGUUAGUUGAGCGUCAGAGGAGAAAAGAGAACGCAGAAGUUAAUUCUAGAAGGGAACGUCUAAUGAGCCCAUCCGUCGGGAGGUACCUGAACCCGGAGACAGCGUGGGGCGCGCUGACGAUACCCCCGCGGUUACAGGAAAGCUGGACUUGGAUCGGAGCUGGGGCCCCGUCUCCUCGGCCGGUCUCUCCACGUCUGGUGCCCCCAGGCCUCCGGUCGGGCGCUGACUCUCCCGGGUGCCUGGUCGGUGGCGCUGAUGGAGCCCGCGGCCGCCCCCCGCUGCCGCGCGCGGGGCUCGCUUCUCUUCUUGGCGCUCCUCUGCGGGUGUGCCCUGCUCUCAGCCCAGUUUACUGUCGUGGGUCCAGCUGACCCAGUCCUGGCCAUGGUGGGAGAAGACACCACGUUUCACUGCCACCUGUCCCCCGAGAAGAACGCUGAGGACAUGGAAGUGAGGUGGUUCCGGACUCACUUCUCGCGGGCAGUGCUCGUGUACAAGGGUGGACGAGAGAGAACCGAGGAACAGCUGGAGGAGUUCCGAGGAAGGACGACCUUUGUGAGCGACGGCAUCACACAGGGGAGCGUGGCACUCGUCAUACACAAUGUCACAGCGCACGAGAAUGGCAUCUACCACUGUUACUUCCAAGAAGGCAGGUCCUACGAUGAGGCCAUCAUGCGGCUGAUGGUUGCAGAUGGCUGCCGUCUCACUGUGUCCUCACGUGGUCCUCCCUCUGUGUUUUCACGUGGCCUUUCCCCUGUGUGGACCCACCCUGGUAUCUUUCUCUGUGCUGAUCUCUUCACAGCCCAAGCUUUAUAGUACAAAUCACAACCAGAACCAAUCAGGAACUGAGUAACACCAGCAGUUAUUCACCACUAUAUCUCCGGCAUCUAGCGGAUUGCUUGACAUCUAGUAGGUACUUAAAAAAUAGUUGUAGGGGUGCUUGGGUGGUGCGAUCAGUUAAGCGUCCUACUUUGGCUCAGGUCAUGAUUUCGCGG